AUGAUUACCAUGGAUGCGAUGUCAGGGAACUUUAGCGAGUUCGCAGCUGCUUGGGCGGCAGCAGGGGGCAACAACAAGACCUACAACUGGGACUCCAUGCUUGUAGGCAACUAUGCCAACACCCUUCUGAGCACCAGCUUCGAGUUCCCGACUUAUAUCCGCUACUGCUCCAUCAAGAACCUGUUCGCAAGCUUGGAUGACGAGAAUGUGACGCUCGGCGUGGCAGUGUCCGAUCACCAGGGGCACUUGAAGGACACCAUCCCCACACAUCACCCCUUCAAGAAGAUCCUGGCUCUGACCUACUACCCGCAUCAGCAGCAGAUUAAUAUUGAGAUGUAUGAUGGUCCAGUCGGCAACGUGACCAUAACGACGCAGGCAGCCACAGGACAUCCCUUGUACCACCUUUGCGAGACUGCCAGGCUUGUUGACACCAAGUGGUUCGCCCUCACGGACAACUACCACAUCAUCAAAGCGCCAGUAAGCGUUCUGAUGGACACUGGCGACAAGCCCUUGCUGCCGUACAUCCCGAGAAACUCGAAGCACUAUGGCGAGCUUUUCAACUGUGAGGCUUCAAUGUCGCAGGCGGAGGGAUUGUUCGGCAUCACCUUGAACUACCACCACGACAAGUACGAGGUGCUGUACAAGACGGACCAUGCCAAGAUGUUCUGUGAUGCAUGGGACCUUGCAACAGGCAGCGCAGCAAACGAGUCGUGGGCUAAGUGCAGCUCGUCCCUUGGCCCAACCGGGGAUCUGGAAGAUCUCCGUGGACCAGAACAUCACUGA
Symbiodinium sp. CCMP2592 is the source of this 783-nucleotide messenger RNA. The record is from the annotation of a GenBank genome assembly. NCBI's taxonomy places the organism in Eukaryota, Dinophyceae, Suessiales, Symbiodiniaceae.